AUGUCGUCGCCUUCCAAGCCCCAUGCGCAUGGAGAACCUACGGCACACAAGGGCACCACCUCGAAUGCAGUCGAGGCUUUGCCCUCCAUGCCCCAUGCGCAUGAGAAGCAUCGCCAGAGCUGCGACGAAGGUCACCUGGUAAAGCUGCAGAAAUUCCUGGCGAAGGUCGACCAGAAUCCGAAGCGAUUGGAGAAGAUGAUUGCAGCGCGCCGGAAAUUCGAUGGGCUUGCAACCCCUGACAGCGCAACUUCAAGAGAUACCAGCAACCAGGCUCCAACAUCUUUUGUUACAUGGUGUUCCAGAGACUGGUGCCAUUCCAUUGAUGGGUUGAGUAUGGGUCAUCUCAACCGCGAUGUCAAGUGGGAGGACGAAUGCUCGUUGGACCAACCAAAAAUUGCCACCCAGCAUGUUUGCCGGAACUGGCAUCGCAUGUCAGAGAAAGCACUCUGCUCGAUGCAGCGUGCAGCCAGACUAAAAGAGACCGAGCACAUGUUCCGUCAGAUCGAUGACCUCGAAGAAUUCCGGCUUUGGAUUGAGCGCGAUCCUGAAGCUUUCAAGAAGUCCAUCAAGACCUUGCGGGAGCAGUUGGACGGGGAUCUGGACUCGCAGCCAGACACAUCGAGCGACAUGAGCCGGUUCCACGAUGACCAGCUCGUCCUAGCGAAGCGGGAGGCAAAAGAUGCUCGACAGCGCAUUGCUCAGCUGGAGGUGGCCUGCGCAGGGGAGGUGUCUUCGCGGGUCGUGGGGUGUCGGCGGUUGAGUGGGACUGCCGUGACGACGCCACCUCGUGUUCAGCACACUUUCCCUCGUGGGGCGGGCCGCGUCACCACCCAGACUGCGGCCGUGGCCACAGCAGUACCAGCCACGCAAGAGGACAAGGCAUAUGAGCGGCUCUGCGUGGACUAUCAGCACUUGCUGUUUCUUCUGGAGCGUGCGGCCGUGUGCAGCGCAAGCUCGCUUGCGACUUCCACUCCGAAUACGGCCGACAAAGGUGCAGCCGCCUUCUUGCGAAGGCUUGGAGACAUGGCCCUGGCCGAACGCUCUAGCCGACCCUCGCUGGGAGCACCGACUCCGAAUGGCUCGACUCUCUCCAAGGCUGCUUCAGUCAGAGGUUCAUAA
Symbiodinium sp. CCMP2592 is the source of this 1119-nucleotide messenger RNA. Lineage: Eukaryota; Dinophyceae; Suessiales; Symbiodiniaceae. The record is from the annotation of a GenBank genome assembly.